CUGUUCCUCGCUUGAGUGUAGUGGGUGUCUUCACUGCGAACAGUGCGACGUUUCUCUAAAACUGUUUAAGAUGGCGACCGUGCAUCUGAGGAUCGGGGAUUUGGUUUGGGGAAAGCUUGGACGCUAUCCACCUUGGCCAGGCAAGAUCGUCAGUCCUCCAAAGGAUCUGAAAAAGCCGAGAGGCAAAAAAUGCUUUUUUGUCAAAUUUUUUGGGACUGAAGAUCACGCCUGGAUAAAAGUAGAACAGCUGAAGCCCUACCACCCCCACAAAGAGGAGAUGAUCAAGAUAAACAAAGGCAAGCGCUUCCAACAGGCUGUUGAUGCAGUGGAGGAGUACCUUAAAAAAGCCAAGGGCAAAGAUCAGGCACACUCUGAAGACAAAAGCAAAUCGGAGAAAGGCCGUAAAGCAGCUAAACCCAUGAAGAUUAUUGAAGAGGAUGAUGAGGAUGCUUUCAAGGGUGGCUCAUCAGACAAGGAACAGACUGACUCUGAUCCAGAGCCAUCCUCUGUACGACGGCUGGUCGCUGGAACAGUAUCAGGAUUCAAAUGGGAGAGCAGUCCAGUAAAGGAUGACCCACAUUUCCAUCACUUUCUGCUCAGCCAGUCUGAGAAGCCUGCUUCAUCAAUGGAGCCCAUCACCAAACGCUUAAAGAUUAUUGAGGAGGACACAAGAUCAACGUCUAUUCAGGCAGCAGACAGCACAGCAAUCAAUGGCAGCAUCACACCUACAGACAAAAGGAUAGGAUUCCUUGGACUGGGACUGAUGGGAAGUGGUGUGGUCUGUAAUUUGUUGAAGAUGGGCCAUGUUGUGACCGUUUGGAAUCGCACCGCAGAAAAGUGUGAUUUGUUCAUUCAGGAAGGUGCCAGAUUAGGCCGAACACCCGCAGAGGUUGUGUCCAUGUGUGAUAUCACAUUUUCCUGUGUAUCAGACCCCAAAGCUGCCAGAGAUCUUGUUUUAGGUCCUAGUGGAGUUCUACAGGGAAUCAGACCAGGCAAAUGCUAUGUGGAGAUGUCCACUGUUGAUCCAGAAACAAUUACAGAGCUCGCACAGGUCAUCACAUCCAGAGGCGGCAGGUUUCUAGAAGCUCCAGUUUCGGGCAGCCAGCAGCUUUCCAAUGAUGGUAUGUUGGUCAUUGUUGCUGCAGGAGACCGCAGUGUUUAUGAAGACUGUAGCAGCUGCUUCCAAGCAAUGGGGAAGACAUCUUUCUUUAUAGCAGGUGAAGCCGGAAAUGCCGCAAGAAUGAUGUUGAUCCUGAACAUGGUUCAAGGUAGUUUCAUGGCAACCAUUGCAGAGGGGCUGACCUUGGCACAGGCCACUGGACAGUCACAACAAACAUUUUUGGAUAUUCUUUGCCAGGGACAGAUGGCAAGCACUUUUGUGGACCAGAAAUGCCAAAAUAUCUUGCAGGGCAACUUCAAACCUGAUUACUACCUGAAACAUAUUCAGAAAGAUCUGAGACUGGCCAUUUCAAUGGGAGAUUCUGUUAAUCACCCAACACCGAUGGCAGCUGCUGCAAAUGAGGUAUACAAGAGGGCAAAAGCAUUGGACCAGUCAGACAAUGACAUGUCUGCAGUCUACAGAGCUUAUAUUCACUAAUUCUGUAGAUGUGCUAUAUUUCCUGGACCACAACAAACUUAUUUUUUUUUUUUUUCUCUCCCCCACUCUCUUUCUCCCCUCUGUUGAUUAAUUUUUUUGGCACCAGUGAUAUGUUUUCCCAUGUAUAAUGGGAUCUCUUUUGCAGCCUAAUCUGAGCAUUGCACUGGCUAUAAUAUUGCUGCACGUAUGCUGAAUGGGACGUGAUUAAACUCCCAGUGAUAUUUAUAUUUUAUUUGAUAGAGUGUGCAGUGUUAUAACAUCAUUUCAUUAAGGGCUGCAGCAUACAAUGCAGUCAUGUUUGAAGUGACUGGGUUUUAUUUAUCAUUCAUAUUUUUACUAAUGACUUCCCUGAGUGUUUUUUUUUUUUUUACUGAAAAUAUGAACUUUCUGAUCACUAACAGGCUUGAGAAGCUCGAAGGAAACAGCCACUGCAUUGCCUUAAUACCCAUAUAUGGUAUAGAAGUAUUUAUUUAUUUUAUCUCUAAAGAUCACCGUCCUGUCAUGUGCAUUUUGGCCGUUUUAUUUUAUCUUUUUUUUUUUUCAUUGUUAGAGAUCACCAGUUCACUAGAUGGUUUUCAUUGCCUUUUGAGAAAUGCAGUAUUUUUCUUUAAUUAGAGGUUAACUUUGUAUUGAUUACACUGAAAUUCCAGAAAUGUUCCUAAUAUCACUCAAUGGAUUAAUCAUAUGAUGAAAAGCAUCCCUUAGUUUACCGAAGUAUUGAGUCAUGACUACUAGUAGUUUCAGCUUGACUCAAGGUCUUUCCCUGCUUUAGGUCUAGUUUUGCGGCACAUACACAUCUUUCAAAUGGACUGAAAAAGAAAAGAAAAAAACAUUUGGAAUAAUUUAUUUGUCCUUGUACUUUUAUUUCAUUGUUUUAAAUUGGACCUCACAAUUGAAAAUGUAUAUUUGUUUUGUUCUAAGUUGACCGUCAGAUGGCAGGGUGAUCUAUCGCCUUAUUUUUAUUUAUUUUUUUGCCAACUUGUUUCAAAAACGAAUUGACUGGCAAUAUUUGAUUUAAACUUCCAUUUAAAACUUAUAGAAAUGGAAUACAAAAUGUAAUGUCAAGAUAAAGACAUUUUAUCCCUAAAUUAUAUUUGUUGGAUUUGUUUUUCUUUCCAUUUUAAAUUACAUAUUACAGGCCAUGUAUUCAGUGGCAUGUUAUUUGGUCAUUUUGGUAUUUAGUUUUAAACUCAAAAGAAAUACAGGUUGAUUCCUUUUCUAUGAACUGUUGUUCUACCAAAAUAGAUUGACAUGCGUGAUUACGGAUAAAAUAAUUUUGUGAAUUACUAUGGACCCUGUAAGAUUAAGAUGUUGUAUAUAUCCCCAUUACAGGGUUGGGCUAUUUGAAUACAUGGAAUAACAUGCUUUCAGUUUGACUGUACUGAAUUUAUUAAUCUGGUGUCUUAAUAUUGUAGGCUGUUCUUGUCUUAGCUAAUGGGUUUAUUUACUGUACAUUGUUUUUGUGAUUUAACAGACUUGAUAAAGAAAUACAGACAAAUUGAUUCCAGUUCUGCAAGGAAGGCAUUGAUGUUAUAAGGAGUUUAUAAUUUCAUAUAAAUGUGAAAUUUCUUCAAUUUUUUUCCCUUUGUUUGUGCGGUCAACUGAACCCUCUGAAUAAACAAACCAAGUG
Messenger RNA from Xyrauchen texanus (razorback sucker), 3227 nucleotides. It is a transcript of the gene glyr1, whose product is annotated as glyoxylate reductase 1 homolog (Arabidopsis). The coding region runs from base 71 to 1597 and encodes 508 amino acids. The record is from RefSeq and is a predicted model, not a curated record. Gene Ontology annotation, molecular function: NADP binding; oxidoreductase activity, acting on the CH-OH group of donors, NAD or NADP as acceptor; NAD binding. The transcript is spliced from 16 exons. Lineage: Eukaryota; Metazoa; Chordata; Actinopteri; Cypriniformes; Catostomidae.